This is a messenger RNA of Verruconis gallopava, 2218 nucleotides long. RefSeq lists its product as uncharacterized. NCBI's taxonomy places the organism in Eukaryota, Fungi, Ascomycota, Dothideomycetes, Venturiales, Sympoventuriaceae. Gene Ontology annotation, molecular function: transmembrane transporter activity. Gene Ontology annotation, biological process: transmembrane transport. Bases 1 to 1257 code for a protein of 418 amino acids. The record is from RefSeq and is a predicted model, not a curated record. The transcript has a single exon.
AUGGCUUCAAUAGCAAAAGGGGAUGGGGGUGACCUUGAGAAACAGAACGUCGACAUAUCUGCCCAGCAAGAAAGACCACAGUCAUUGGAGCUUCAGGCUGUCCAAAGCCACAUAAGCAGCCACCAAGACAUGGCGGCAAUUGCGGAGUCGCCGCCUGCGGGAGACAAGUACGCUGAGGCUGGAGAUGACAUCUAUGACAAGUUCUCAAAUAAAAGAAAAAUGGUCAUGGUAGCUGUGGUCUCGUUCUGUGGAUUUUUGGCGCCCAUCUCGUCUACUUCUGUAUUGGCGGCUGUGCCUGAAGUGGCAAGCACGUAUUCCACCAGCGGCAGCGUCAUCAACGUGAGCAACGCUCUCUAUCUGGUCUUCAUGGGCUUCAGUCCCGUUUUCUGGGGUCCUCUAGGGCAGGUAUAUGGACGAAGAAUCGUGAGCAUUGACAUGUCUGCUUUUCCCUCUUUGACCAAGAAGCUUACCCUACAGUUGCAGACAAGUAUAUUCGCUUCUAGCUUGUUUCUAGCCUUCUCCAUUGGCACUGCUCUUGCUCCGAAUCUUGCCUCGUUCUUUGUGUUUCGCGUCCUCACCGCUUUUCAAGGAACCUCGUUUCUCAUCAUCGGUGCCUCGGUGAUCGGUGACAUAUAUCGACCUGUAGAUCGUGCAACUGCGCUGGGAUGGUUUUUGUCAGGCACGCUUAUUGGGCCAGCUUUUGGCCCUUUUAUUUCGGGCAUCAUUGUCACAUUCCGGCCAUGGCGGGAUCUUUUCUGGCUACAAACCGCACUCGCUGGGGUCGGCGCUCUUCUUGUUUGCUUUGGACUGCCCGAAACCAUCCACAGAAAGCGCAGUGACGAGCUUAAUGGUCUUACGAGAAAGCAGUACGCCCGGAAAUUGUGGGCCUGGACGAAUCCGUUGCGCGUUAUUCGGCUCUUCAGGUACCCCAACUUACUGAUCGCAAGUUUGGCCAGCUCAGCACUGCUGUGGAACAUGUACUCGUUGCUUACACCCAUACGGUACGUACUAAACCCGCGAUUUGAUUUGACCAGUCCUUUGCAGAGCGGACUGUUCUACAUUGCUCCUGGUUGUGGAUACUUGCUGGGAACUUUCUUUGGCGGAAGAUGGGCAGAUUAUACAGUUCGGAAAUAUAUCAAGAAACGAGGUGAGCGUGUAGCGGAAGACCGACUUCGGAGUCAGUGUGCUGAUUGGAUGGAUCGGAUCAGCGAUCCGACUCCCAAGUGGGUCUCUUGGCGGAUCUGGAUAAUCCACUAGGAUUAUCCGGAUUGAUCCACCUGAGGCCCUUUAUGGCGUUACUGAGGCUGUUGAUUAUGCCACAUAUGACUUAAAAUAGAAAAUAUUUAUGAUGGUGAAGUGCUCGGAUUGCUAUUACUUUAAAUCUAUAAUCUUAGCCUUAGCCCAUGAUUGCAAGCAUUGAGUCGCUUGGAUCGUUUGAGGCUUCAGGUGGUUGCGGUGCUUAGUCACCAUAUGACCUAAUCGGCUGAACAAGCGUUCAGGCUCAUCGCUCAUCGCAGGUAUUGACAGCAUAUCCAAUGCCAUUUUGGUCAGAUAUGGAUAUUCGAUGCAUCCAGUGGUGGACCACCACUCAAUCGGCUUAUCAGUGGUAACCAAUGGCUGCAUAAGGUACCGCUCGAACUCAUCAAGGCCAAUUGGUGCUUUUGAGGCUUGUGCCUUAAUCUCAGCGAGGGUUUUCAGCCUAUAUGCCUCCAUCAUAUUUGGCUCAUAUGGCCUUGGUUUUUGAGGUGAUUCGACUGAUGUCUCAACGUGCUUAUAUGUACCUUGCCAGAGGGCCUUUAAUUUAGCCUUACCUGCCUUCAGCCACUUCACUUGCUUGUGCCAUCGUCGCUCCACAAAGCGCCAGUUAUAUGAUGGAUGCAAUACCAGUGCUGCAAGGUACGCAGUGGUGUCAUCGAGCUUUGCAUAAUAUGCCUCAGCCUUAUCCAAGGCAAGCCGGAUUUGUGUAGCAAAGUGCCAUUCGCCUUCGAGUGAGGUUUUCGGAGCAUCUUUGUACUGAAUAUACAUAUUAGAUAGCUCGAUCACUAUCAACUCGAUGUCAUUAAGUACGUUCACAAGACUUGAGGACUUGCCAUCUUGAACGUAGCCUUGAAGAUCCAUUGUUGCAGCCCAGCAUGGCUCAAGUAGCUUCAUAUAUUGAGCUAAGAUAGCCCAGUCAUCCGCAUCUAAGAUAUCAUCUGCAAUGGUGGUGAAGCCACCC